Cuscuta campestris is the source of this 1732-nucleotide messenger RNA. Lineage: Eukaryota; Viridiplantae; Streptophyta; Magnoliopsida; Solanales; Convolvulaceae. The record is from the annotation of a GenBank genome assembly.
AUUGCAAAUCUUAAUAUGGCACCCAAUAUAACAAAACCUUUAGUGCAAAUAUGGCACCCAAUAUAACAAAACCUUUAGUGCAAAUAUGGCACCCAAUAUAACAAAGCUCGUGAGUAUACACCUGCCCAAUACAAAACCUUUAGUGCAAAUAUGGCACCCAAAAUCAAACGCUAAACUGUUUUAUCACAGUAACGCAUGGUAGAAAGAAUUUUGAAUUGAUUAUGAAAAGACCUAGCUGUGUAGUCCAUGGGUGGGCACAACCAAUUUCAAUAACCUAAACAAAAUUAAAAGUAUGAAAGUAAAGGUUGUAAAUAAUGAAGAAGAAGAUGAAACCACCAUUAAUUGGAAUCAAUAGAUUUGUUCCCCACCUAAGGCAUCCAGUAGAAGCCUACGUCCUCCGUAAACUGCAACUCUACUUCGAUGGCCCUUUAUUCAUUGAUGCCAGAAUCUAGCUAUGAUGAGGAUUAGAAGAGAAAAUUUUGUUGUGCGUUGUGCGGCAUAGAGUGCGCGUGAAUUGGUGGCAAGAACAGAAUUGAUUGCCGGAAUCUAGCCACAAUGAAGAUCAAAAGAAAUCCUGAUUUGCGCAGGUGAAAACAAAAUUGAUUGCCGGAAUCUAGCCACGAUGACGAUCGAAAGAAAUUCUGGUUUGCAUAGAGAGGAAAUUGGUGGAGAGAUGUGAAUAGAGACAUAGUGGGUGGAUGGUUGCCACAGUAUAAAGAUCGUGAAUCUAGACAUCGUGUGUUGACGGUUGCCACAAAAUUUGAGCGGGAUAAUUUUCCUGCUGUUGUAAAUAGGAGGAUAGAGAUAGAGAUUCGAUUUGCAUCCAAAAUAUUGUCAAACCAUUUUUCGGAUGAAGGGCAUUUUUGCCUCGCCCGGCUGCCACUGCUCUUAUGAAUAGGAGAAAUUAUUUUACUCCAAAUGAGUAAUGACAAAUGAUCGUACAUAUCCUUUUGAUGGUUGGAGAGAGAGUCCUCACCACCAAAUGGCCUCGAGACUCUCAACUAUAUCUUCCUCCACACUGAUACGUCGCCCGUUGCCCUUAGUCGGAGCGUUCUGUGUGCUGACUUUCGGUCUCUCCAAUCUUUCCGUCCCUUUCUCCAAAACAGGCUGCGUUCAGUCUCUCCCCUUUACCCCACUAUUCAGAUCAGAACUCGGCGGGAGAUCACAGAGCACUACUAGUGUUCAUAGCUUAAGAAUGGAAGCUAGCGAUAACACUGUGCCUAGUAUCGUGGUCUAUGUUACUGUUCCUAACAAAGAUGCUGGUAAGAAAUUGGCUGAGAGCAUAGUCAAGGAGAAACUUGCUGCAUGUGUUAAUAGAGUACCAGGCGUUGAAUCAGUUUAUGAGUGGGAUGGACAGAUACAGAGUGAUUCCGAAGAGCUGCUCAUCAUCAAAACUAGGAAAUCCCUCUUGGAAGAUCUCACCGCCCACGUCAAGGCCAACCAUGAAUAUGAAGUUCCUGAAGUGAUUGCAUUGCCUAUAGUUGGUGGCAGCACCCAUUAUCUGGAAUGGAUCAAGAACACUACUCGAGAUAAGUGAGUGAUUUGGCUUAAUCAUUAAGAUGACGUUGUACACAUUUACAACGGCCUUGUUUGGAACCUGACUAUUGGCUGGUUUGAAUGGCGAAUUGAAUUAGCUGUUUUGGCCGGCUGUUUGUGUUAGCUGUUAAAAAUUAAAUGUUUGGCAACUUUAGCUGUUUGUAAGUGAAAUUACAUAUAAAGACAUCCUUCCAUU